CGAGGUUCCGCGCUGGCCCGCUGUCGGUCGCGGCCGACGUUGCACUCGUCCUCUUGCUCGUCCUCCACCACUUUCAUUCUGUCGUCGACCGCCAUGCUCGCCCGGAGCACGCUUCGUCUGGCUGCCCAGCCUCCAGCGCUGGGUGCCGCCCCCGCUGGUGCGCGUAACAUGGCGACCCUCCGCGAGAUUGAGCUGCGUCUCAAGUCUGUGCGGAAUAUUGAGAAGAUCACCAAGUCCAUGAAAAUGAUUGCCUCCACAAAACUCAACAAGGCACAGCGCGCCAUGCAGGCAGGCAAGCAGUAUGGUGUCGCAAACUCGGAGGUCUUCCAGCACGCACCGGCAGAAGAUCCCGCCAAGCGCAAACUCUUCAUCGUCAUCUCCUCUGACAAGGGUCUCUGCGGUGGUAUCCACUCCUCCGUGACGAAGGCCACACGCCGCAUCUUUGCCGACACGGAGAGCAGCGUAGAGUCGGACUCGCCCAUCAUGGUCAUCGGUGACAAGUCGAAGGCGCAGCUCUCCCGUGCGCUCGGCAAGAACCUCGUCAUGAGCUUCAACCAAAUCGGUCGUGACAUCCCUACAUUCGCGGAUGCGGCGGGCGUCGCGGAUUUGAUCAUCAAGUCGGAUGUCAAGUACGACAGCAUCGCGAUCGUCUACAACAAGUUCGUGUCUGCUAUCUCGUAUGAGUCCGCCGUCAUGGAGGUCGAGACCGAGGAGGCGUUGAAGAACUCUCCCGGCUUCAAGGCCUACGAGAUGGAGGAGGAGGUCACCAAGGACCUCGCUGAGUUCGCGCUCGCCAACGCGGUCUACGCUGCUCUUGUGGAGGGCCACGCGUGCGAGCAGAGCGCUCGUCGCAACGCCAUGGACAACGCUUCGAAGAACGCGUCGGACAUGAUCGGCAAGCUCCAGAUGCAGUACAACCGUGGUCGCCAGGCCUCCAUCACGAACGAGCUCGUCGACAUUAUCACUGGUGCCAGUGCGCUCUGAGUGUGGCUGCUGGCCGUGCGCGUGCGAUAGAAUAGUGGAAGUCUGUGUUCAUGUCCUGUACCUACGGGUUGCAUAUGAACCGUCACAUCUAAUUGCUUUGAAA
Molecule: messenger RNA, 1087 nt
Organism: Rhodofomes roseus
Lineage: Eukaryota; Fungi; Basidiomycota; Agaricomycetes; Polyporales; Fomitopsidaceae
Product: ATP synthase F1 gamma
Exons: 6
Coding region: 94-984 (296 amino acids)
Biological process (GO): proton motive force-driven ATP synthesis
Molecular function (GO): proton-transporting ATP synthase activity, rotational mechanism
Source: RefSeq, a predicted model, not a curated record